ACAUAGACAUUUCAAAGGCGUUGGUUACUCUCAAUUGGCGCUCUGCUUCUGGUCGGCGACAGCGAACCGCCACUUGCGCGUGACUACGCUGCAAAGCGGUGUUGCUCGGCAACCAUUCCUAGAUAUUAUCAUGAAGGGUUUCUUUGAGCGCAUGAACUCGUGCGUGAAGCCUGGUGCGAAGGACUCUGGUGAACAGCACAACGUCGACGAGGUGAUGGCGACAGUAAAAAUCGCCGAUGAGAAUGGCAACAUCGACAACAAGCGCUGGAGCGCUCGCAGCGACCGCAACGGCAGUCUGCCCAAGCUGUGGGGCAAGAAGCGCCAGGCCGUCGCGGCUGAGUCCGGCGUGGCAGCCAAAGUGACCAUCGUGCCCAAGCCCGACAAAACCAAGGAGCUAAUCGCCGCCGCCAUCCGUGACAACCUGUUGUUCCAAGACAUGCCGGCCGCCGCGCUGGAGGUUAUCAUCGACUCUAUGUACAGCGUGGAGGUGGCGGCGGGGACCGACAUCAUCCGCCAGGGCGACCGCGAGGCCAGCCAGUUGUACGUGAUGGAGAGUGGCGUGUGCGAGGUGUGGGUGCGCGCGCCCUCCGCCCCCGCGCCCAAGAAGGUGCUCAUCUACUCGGCCGGCUCGGCCUUUGGUGAGCUGGCGCUGCUGUACAGCGCCCCCCGCGCCGCCACCGUCAAGGCCACCACUCGCUGCGUGCUGUGGGUGAUGGAGCGCGGCGUGUACAACGCCGUGAAGCGCAACUUCACACACGAGCAAUUCGUGGCGCGGCACAACCUGCUGGACCAGGUGCCUGCACUCAAGAACCUGGGUAGCCACCAGAAGGCGCUGCUGGUGGACGCACUGACGCAGGUCGAGUUCAAGGCGGGCCGCCACGUCUUCCGCCGCGGCGACCCCGGCUCCGAGUUCUACAUCGUCAAGGAGGGCUGCGCGCUGGUGAAGGACCAGGCCGGCGGCGUGCUGGCGCGGCUGACGGUCGGCCAGUACUUUGGGGAGCGGGCGCUGCUGGGCGCAGAGACCCGCGCCGCUGACGUCGUGGCCGACGGGCGGCUGGUGUGCUACUGCCUGUCCGCCUCCUCCUUCAGCGAGCUGCUGGGCAGCCAGGAGGAGAUCUGGCGCUUCGAGCACCUCAAGGACGUGCCCAUCCUGUCCCCCCUGUCUGAGCGGCAGCUGUGGCAGCUGGCCCGUGCCAUGCGCCCCGCCGCCUUCAAGCAGGGGGAGGUGGUGUUCCGCAAGGGCGAGCCGGGAGACGCCUUCUACGUGGUGCACAGCGGCGCCUUCACCGUGUUCGAUGCCGACGGCAAGGAGCUGGCUCGUGUGGGCGAGGGCGGCUGCUUCGGCGAGUUGGCGCUGCUGCGGUCGGAGGCGCGCGCCGCCACCGUCAUGGCGCUGAGCGACGCCAGCGUGCUCAUGCUCAGCCGCGACGUCUUCACACGCCUGCUGGGCAACCUGGCCACACUGCGCAACGUGUGGCGCUUCGAGGCGCUGAAGAAGGUUCCGCUGCUGGGCGCCGUGGACGCGGGCGUGCGGGCGCGACUGGCGGCGGCGCUCAAGCCCACCAGCUUCCGAGCCGGGGACGAGGUCAUCCGCCAGGGCGACAUCGGCGACCGCUUCUACAUCGUGGAGCGCGGCGAGCUGGGCGUGUUCAAGGACCGGUCCGGACCCAUCAAGAACUACAAAGCCGGCGACUACUUUGGUGAGCUGGCGCUGUUGCGCAACGAGCCGCGCGCCGCCACCGUCAAGGCCAGCACGGACGUGUGCCUGUUGGAGCUGGACCGCACCCACUUCAACGAACUCAUGGGCCCCCUGAUGCCCGCCAUGCACAAGGAGGCUGACGCCUACCUGCGCCAGGGCGGCCACUGGAAGCCCGCCAAGCGCAGUGUGGAUGUGCUGCAGGCGCAGGCAGUGGCGGUGCUGGGGGCGGGCGGCUUCGGACAGGUUCUGCUGGUGCGCUACGCGGCGCAGUACUGGGCGCUCAAGGCCAUCAGCAAGGCCUUUGUGAAGGAGCAGGGGCUGGUGGAGCACGUGAAGCGAGAGAAGGACCUGAUGGCGGAGUGCGACUCGCCCUUCCUGGUCCGUCUGGAGGGCACGGCCGCGGACGACACCACGUUGUACAUGAUGAUGGAGGCGGUCAUGGGGGGAGAGCUGUUCAGCUACCUGCAGACGCGCUCCCGGCCGCUGGAGGAGUCUCACGCGCGCUUCUACGCGGCCUCUGUGGUGCUGGCUCUGGAGUACCUGCACGACCGCGACCUGGUCUAUCGCGACCUCAAGCCCGAGAACCUGCUCAUCGACCUGCAGGGCUACGUCAAGGUGACGGACUUUGGCUUCGUGAAGCGGCUGCGCAAGGGCACCAAGACCUACACGCUGUGCGGCACGCCCGAGUACCUGGCACCCGAGAUCAUCAUGAACAAGGGCCACAACGGCGCCGCCGACUGGUGGGCACUGGGCGUGCUGGUGUUUGAGCUGUGCAACGGACUGCCGCCCUUCAUGGACGACGACCGACUGGCCAUGUUCCGCAAGAUCUGCGCGCGCGAGCUGUCCUUCCCCAAGCACUUCAGCAAAGACCUGCGGCACCUGGUGGAGCGGCUGCUGGACCCCAACCCGCUGUUCCGCGCGGGGGCGGGGCGCGAGGGCGCGGCGGAGAUCAAGGCGCACCCCUGGUUCGCCGGCUUCGACUGGGACAAGUUCGCAGCCAAGCAGCUGCCGGCGCCCUACAUCCCCAAGCAGCCCAAGGACGGCGGCGACACAUGCAACUUCGCGCCCAUGCAGGUGGACACUCGGCAAUUCCGAAACAAGGCCUACAAGAGCAAGGGCGUGUUCGCCGACUUCUGAGGAUCAAGCGCCCGAGAAUGCUUAGGCGAUGGAGGAGGGUUAAGGGAUAGGAGCAGGAGACAGCGGCGGGGGACGAGGAGGAAGGAUUGUGGGAAUGCGUUGAAGCAAGCAAGCCCAUGCCGUUGUGCCCGGUGGUGGUGCUGGGGGUGUUGGGGGUGUUCGGUGGUGGGGCGUUUUGGGCCGUGGGUGCGCGCAGCUGCGCGCAAUAAUGACUCUGUACUUAUAGUUGACGUGACCGGGUUUGACUCGUUCAUGUAUGGUACGCGUGUGUUGGCUUGUAGGACGGGCACAACGAGGCCAGGAACUGCCGGCCGGGGAUUGAGGUGGAUGGUGGCAGGGAUGGUGGUGCAUUGUGCACAUGGCAUGCGUGUCAGUGUAUGGCAGGGCAGGACUUGUGGCCCAUUAGCGCGGAGGGCUUUCCAACAUAUGGAUUGCGACUUUGCGAGUUCUUGACCUUUGCAUUUUAGUAGGCAUGCACAUGCGAAGUAAGGCCAAGGGCGUGGAGUCCGUGAGUCCGUGACGUCGAACUGAGCGAUUUUGGCUGACUGGUGUGGCUGCUACUGUGGGUCCUGUGGUUACCGUACGCGGAUGGGGGAAUGGGUCAUCUACAUGCGCCCGGAAGGCGCUCAAGACCUGUUACCUGAAUAUGAAGGAAGCGGGGGUGGGGCAGGUGGUGUGGCGUGGACUUGUGGGAGUAAUGUUGCCCGAUCAAUUAUGGUCCCAUGCCCGGAGGGGCGGGGACGAUGGCACCGAAAGGGUGCCCGCUUCCCUGUUGACACGCUUAUUUGAGCAAUUAAUUCCUGUAAGAUAACAUAAUU
Chlamydomonas reinhardtii is the source of this 3654-nucleotide messenger RNA. RefSeq lists its product as uncharacterized. Bases 131 to 2836 code for a protein of 901 amino acids. Gene Ontology annotation, cellular component: cAMP-dependent protein kinase complex. The transcript is spliced from 22 exons. Gene Ontology annotation, biological process: peptidyl-serine phosphorylation; signal transduction. Gene Ontology annotation, molecular function: ATP binding; cAMP-dependent protein kinase activity. NCBI's taxonomy places the organism in Eukaryota, Viridiplantae, Chlorophyta, Chlorophyceae, Chlamydomonadales, Chlamydomonadaceae. The record is from RefSeq and is a predicted model, not a curated record.